AGUUUUUCAGUUACAGCAGGUGGAGGAGAGCACUCUUUCCCACACACUCGGAGCGCUUCAUGUUAGAGCUUCGUCUCCCAGGCACUCUGUUCUCCUGACUCCCAGAAGCUCCUCGCUGCUGCUUCACAGGCCUGCCAGGUCGGACGACAACACUGAAGCGUUCUGCACGAGAGCCGAAGAACAAACACCGGUCUAAAGAGCAGGAUGCAGCGUAUCAGGGAAAGCAUUCACAUACGCACCAUGAAGGCAAAGAGGAAAGUUGAGGAGAUCUCCAAAGAGGACGUCCAGGCUUUCCUCAAGAAGAAUGCCUUUGUGCUCUUUACCGUUGGGGCCGUUAUUGUGGGUAUUGUUCUGGGAUUCGCGCUCCGGCCGUACAAGAUGACCUAUCGAGAAGUGAAGUACUUCUCUUUCCCUGGAGAGCUGCUAAUGAGAAUGCUUCAGAUGCUUGUUCUCCCCUUACUGAUCUCCAGUCUAAUAACAGGAAUGGCAGCUUUGGACAGCAAAGCAUCAGGAAAGAUGGGCAUGAGAGCCGUGAUUUACUACAUGACCACAACUUUUAUCGCAGUCUUCAUUGGUAUCAUAAUCGUCCUCAUCAUCCACCCAGGAAAAGGAUCAAAAGAGGAGUUUGGAAAGCAGCAGACGAUAGAGCAAGUCAGUCCUGCUGAUGCCUUCUUGGAUCUGAUCAGAAAUAUGUUUCCACCAAACCUGGUCCAAGCCUGCACACAGCAGUUCAAAACCAAAUAUGGAAAGCGAGCAGUCCAUGUGACAGUGACUGUGAAUGACACCCUCUUCAACUCGACCAAUGGGACCCAGGAGGUCAUGGAGAUCACCCGGGAGGAAGUGAUCCCAGUGGCGGGUCAGGUGAACGGGGUCAACGCCCUCGGGCUGGUGGUCUUCUCCAUGUGCUUUGGUCUAAUAAUUGGCAACAUGAAGGAGCAGGGCCAGCUCCUAAGGGAUUUCUUCGACAGCCUCAAUGAAGCUAUCAUGCGGCUUGUUGCUAUCAUCAUGUGGUAUGCUCCUAUUGGUAUCCUAUUCCUAAUUGCCGGAAAGAUUGUGGAGAUGGAUGAUCUGACACAGAUGGGUGGCCAGCUGGGCAUGUAUACCAUCACAGUCAUCAUUGGUUUACUGAUCCAUGCCGUUAUUAUUCUUCCCACUCUUUAUUUUGCAAUCACUCGGCAAAACCCCUUUAUCUUCAUUGCUGGGCUCCUCCAAGCUCUGGUAACAGCCCUGGGGACCUCCUCCAGCUCAGCCACCCUCCCUGUCACCUUUAAAUGUCUGGAGGAGAACAACAAAAUUGACAAGCGAAUCACACGUUUUGUGCUGCCUGUGGGUGCCACAAUCAACAUGGACGGAACAGCUCUGUAUGAGGCACUGGCGGCCAUCUUCAUUGCCCAGGUCAACAAUAUGGAGAUGAACUUUGGUCAGAUCAUCACCAUCAGUAUUACAGCAACUGCAGCCAGUAUUGGAGCUGCUGGCAUACCUCAAGCAGGCCUGGUCACCAUGGUGAUUGUACUGACCUCUGUUGGACUUCCUACUGAUGACAUCACUCUCAUCAUUGCGGUUGAUUGGUUCCUGGACCGUCUGCGUACUACAACCAAUGUUUUAGGGGAUUCAAUUGGAGCCGGCAUUGUGGAGUUCCUGUCUCGACACGAGCUCCGCAGCAAAGACGUGGAGAUGGGAAACUCAGUGCUGGAGGAGAAGGAGAGGAAGAAACCUUACAAGCUCAUCUCCCAGGAUAGUGAUUUUGAAAAUGACAAACGUGCUCACAGUGAAUCAAACAUGUAGUUCAACCCUCAACAUCUGCUACAUCUGUUAACACAUACAAACACUUACAGCAGGUUCUGUUUUGGGGAAGAGGGACCUAAUUGUGAGAUACUGUUGUCAACCAUAGUUUUAGUGUCAUUAUUUCAAACUUUGGAUUUGUUAACAUUCCUUUAUUGUCAUAAAGUGAAUUUCUUACAUUCCUCUUUCAUCCACAAUUGCAAAGAUGAGAUACUUUAAUAUAUGCAUCUGUAAUUUGUUUCAAAUAGGACUGGUAGUUUCUGUUUUGUAUGUUUACUACUAGGUUUUGAUACGUGCUGGAUGAAGGAUUUAAAAACUGAAAUGAAAGUGGUGUUUUGAAAUAAACAACAAAGCAUCUAAGGCCACUAAGUAGGAACAGACAUCGACUGCUUGGGACAAACAGUCCCAUGCAGUCAUGAGGAAAGUGACUGCAUUUGAAGAGAUUAUGUGAAGAAAUUAUAUAUUUAUAUAAUAUUAUAUAAUUAUAUAUAUUCAGACUUUUACCAUUUGUCAGUGGACAUGAAUAACUCAACUUAAAUUCAAAACUGUAUGUAUAAUGUCCCAACAUUAGCUGGUUAAUAUUGUGGUUAUUACAGGUUAUUACAGACAUUUUAUGAUUUUUGUGUUUCAGUGGCUCACACAUAUAGAAUUGCAAAUGCAUGUUUGUGUGCACAUUCACAUUUUGACUGUGUGUGACUUGCUGAAUUUUUUUACUAACAUUGCUCAUUUACUGUAGAUGAGAUAAAAGUGAAUAUGCUGGGUGAUUAAUGCAUGUUAAAAAAACAGUGUUAGUUUUUGUUUAUUAUAACUUCAGUGAAAUAAACAGAAGAAAGUC
This is a messenger RNA of Siniperca chuatsi (mandarin fish), 2617 nucleotides long. RefSeq names its product excitatory amino acid transporter 1-like. The record is from RefSeq and is a predicted model, not a curated record. Lineage: Eukaryota; Metazoa; Chordata; Actinopteri; Centrarchiformes; Sinipercidae. Gene Ontology annotation, cellular component: plasma membrane. Gene Ontology annotation, molecular function: glutamate:sodium symporter activity; L-glutamate transmembrane transporter activity; neutral L-amino acid transmembrane transporter activity. The coding region runs from base 205 to 1785 and encodes 526 amino acids. The transcript has 10 exons. Gene Ontology annotation, biological process: L-glutamate import across plasma membrane; L-aspartate import across plasma membrane; D-aspartate import across plasma membrane.